Messenger RNA from Caenorhabditis remanei, 1779 nucleotides. RefSeq lists its product as uncharacterized. NCBI's taxonomy places the organism in Eukaryota, Metazoa, Nematoda, Chromadorea, Rhabditida, Rhabditidae. Gene Ontology annotation, molecular function: tRNA binding; S-adenosylmethionine-dependent methyltransferase activity. The transcript is spliced from 7 exons. Gene Ontology annotation, biological process: tRNA wobble uridine modification. Bases 1 to 1779 code for a protein of 592 amino acids. Gene Ontology annotation, cellular component: cytoplasm; nucleus. The record is from RefSeq and is a predicted model, not a curated record.
AUGUAUUUUAACGAGGAAAAAACGAAAUCAUUGGGAGCAAGAUUCGAAGGGGGCAAACUGGCAAAAAAAGUUCAUAAAAGCCUAGAACAAUUGAAACGGCAUGAUCCGGAUGUUCAAUUAUCAUUGGACCCUACAAGAUUCUUGCUUGUCAGCAACAGCAGCAUUCUUUGUAAUGUCUCAUUGGAAGAACUUGAAGCGAUUUUCUUGCCACUCGAUGAAGAUGCCGAAUUCAUAGUCUAUCCGAAUAAACGAUCAUAUUCUUUUGUUCAAUGUUCAUCUGUUGAAAAGGCUAUCACUGUGCGGUCCGAACUGCAUGGGCUUAUUCCACAAUCUCUCAAAAACUCGCAUCAACCGUUCAUCAUUUCAUUCGUUCAGAAUUUGCCUAAAGCAAAGAAAAGUGAAAACUUUCGUCCUGCGGAUCUGGAAGUUGUAGAAGAUUAUGUAUCUGAACAGAUUGAGAAGGAACUUGUUGAUUUGCUAAUCAAUCACCCUAAAGUUCAAUCGCUGAAGCAUCGUGCUGUCGUCCAUUUCGGUCAUGUCUUUGAUUACAGUACCAAUUCUGCAUCGGAGUGGAAGGCAGCAGAUCCAAUUCCUCCAGUUAUCAACACGCUGAUUGAUAAACUGAUGUCGGAGAAAUAUAUAACUGAAAGACCUGAUCAGAUUACUGCCAACGUUUAUGAGCCUGGACAUGGCAUUCCUUCUCAUUAUGAUACACAUUCAGCAUUCGAAGACCCCAUUGUUUCAAUUAGCCUUCUCUCCGAUGUGGUGAUGGAGUUCAAAGAUGGUGCGAACUCGGCUCGUAUCGCCCCAGUUCUUCUAAAAUCAAAAUCUUUAUGUCUCAUCAAAGGAGAAUCUAGGUUUCGAUGGAAGCACGGUAUCGUUAACCGAAAGUACGAUGUCGAUCCCAGAACGAACCGAGUCGUACCACGUAAAACUCGAGUUUCCCUCACACUACGCAAAAUUCGACACAACCCGUGCGAGUGUAAAUGGAAAGAGUUUUGCGAUUGGGAUAGAAAAGGUGAAAUGAGUGUGCCGUCAAGUGAAGAUCUCGCCCUGAAACUCGAAAACUCAUACGUGUCCGAUGUCUACGAAAAUAUUGCAUCCCACUUUGACGAGACAAGACAUUCGAGUUGGAGAGCAGUGAAAAAUUUCAUCGAUGAAAUUCCUCGCGGAAGCGUGAUGUAUGAUGUUGGAUGUGGAAAUGGAAAGUAUCUCAUUCCGAAAGACGGUCUGUUCAAGAUUGGAUGUGACAUGUGUUUCGGACUCUGUGAGAUCGCUUCCAAAAAGAAUUGCCAUAUAGUUCGGUGCGAUGCUCUCUUGCUUCCAUUCCGCGACGAAUCUGCUGACGCUGCCAUCUCUAUCGCUGUCCUCCAUCACAUUGCUACAUUUGAACGACGAAAAAAGAUGAUUGAAGAAUUGCUGAGAGUUGUAAAACCGGGAAGUAAGAUUUGCGUGACUGUGUGGUCGAUGGAUCAGAGUAAAUCUGAAUACGCAAAGAUGCGUGGCAAUAAAGAUGAGCAACUGACAGAAAACGAGACAGGCGGAAAAUCAGAUAGAUUGAAAGUUCAUGAUGGCAAAGACUUUCAACAGCAAGAUGUGUUAGUACCAUGGACGAUUGAUCAACAGGGAGAAACUUAUCUUCGAUACUACCAUGUGUUCCGAGAUGGAGAGGCGGAACAUUUAAUUGGGAAUGUUGAUGAUUGUGAAUUGGUCAGCGUUGAGAAAGAGCAAGGGAAUUACAUAAUUGUUAUAAGAAAAAAUUGUUUUUCAUCGAAUUAA